GGAAACUGUGAGCGAACAAAGUCUGUUAUUUAAAAGAAAAACACCAUCCAACAUAUCACCGAGGGAUGAGAAAGUCUGUCUGUGAUGUCUGUGUGACCCUGAGCCACACAGAUCAUUGAUGUUGGGUGUGUGUGCAGAACAGUCAGAACAUGGCUUGUACAACACAACAGCAGUCUGCUGUACAGUACAUCCAGCAGGCAAGAACCCACCUUGUGAGAGAACUGAGGAGUCUCUCUGUGAUCGUGGAGAACUUGUAUCAGAAAAGAGUUCUGAGUGAUGAAGAGGUUAGCAAAAUACAGGCAGAGGCUGACGACUUUGAUAAAACCAGGAAAAUCCUGGACUCAGUCAUAAAAAAGGGGGAAGCAGCUUGUUACGAGUUACUCAGGAUUAUUGACACGACGAGGAAGAGGAUGUUAGGGAGGCCAUCUGUCCCUGAGAAAAAGACCCAGACAUUUGACCUGCUCUACUGGAUCAGCUGCUUUUCUUUCAAAGAAGAUGCACAAAUGGAUCUGAACUACUUACACGGUCCGACACCGUGCUACAGAUAUCAGGCAAAGCUGAAGAGAAAAGCACGAAAAAUGUCAAAGGACCUUUGGACGGCAAACAAAAAGCUGUUUGGAGGAAGCAGCAGGCCUGAUCUGUCAUACACCUCACUUGUAUUAGACACAAAAGGAAAUGUUAGUCCAUGUAAAAUAAAGAAACUUAAGAGCAAGAAGAGCAAGAUGAGGCGCUCUAAAAAGCUCAGGACAUACAUCCCUCAGGACGACCUGAAAAUGUCCCCCAGUGACCUGCUGAAAACAGAGGAGAACAUUGUCUUGGUUGGUAAACCUGGAAUCGGAAAGACGGCUCUCACUCAUGAAAUACUGAAGCUUUGGGCAGAUAGAGACAGCAAGGAACUGGAUUACAUGUUUUACUUUGACAUGAGAGAGAAGUCAGACUUAGAGAAAGCCAGGAGCUUGGAGGAUCUUCUUUUCACUGAGUUCAGUGAACCAGACGAAGGAAAGGAAGAGGUCUUAGGUGAUAUAAAGAACAACUCUGACAACGUCACAAUCAUUUUUGAUGGAGUCACAGAUCUCUCUCCAUCUGUGGUGAGGAGACUUGUAGAGAAAGAUCUACUGCCUGAUGCAAAAAUCAUCAUAACAUGCAGACCAGAUGAGGAAGACGACUUCUUUUCUGAAGACUCUCUCAGAGUGGAAGUGAAAGGCUUCAGUGAACAGUCCAUAAAAACUUACUUCUCUGCAACACUAGGUGAAAAACAGGAGGAAGUUUUGAGCAACUUGGAGUUGUUAACUCUGUGCUACGUCCCCAUGUACGCGCUGAUGGUGGCUGUCUGCUAUUCAUCCAACAGCUUUCCACCUCCACGCAGUAUAACUGAAAUAUACAUCCAUAUUGUUCGCUUCUGCCUUCAAAUGAAUGGAAACAAAACAGAAAACAAACAUCUAAAUUCCUACAUCAAAAACCAGGCGAAGGAAAUAUUCUCUUUGGCUGAAGCUGCUUUUCUUGCGACUGAAGGAAAAACUGUGAUCUUGGCAGAGCUGCCCUGUGAAGACAGCUGUGUCGUCUCCUUCCUGAAUCCACUUCUUAUCAAAGUUUCCCAUACUGAGACAAAGACCACAGCUGCAUUCCUCCAUUACACGAUGCAGGAGUUCUUUGCAGCACUGUGGCUCUUGAAGAAUCCAGGUAAAGUUAAGGAUGUUUUUCAGCAAUGCCUGACUGGGGACAGGAGACACAUGAGACAUCUGAUCCCUUUCAUGUGUCGACUGCUGAACGAGAAUCACCCGAGUCUGAUGAAGUGUCUGAUUCCAGCUGGGGAGCUGGAGGACACCUCUAACUGGUUCUUUAAGGACGUGAUAACCACGUUUUCUGACCGUCUGUGUGAGCCAGAUGAGGCUGAGCCUGAGGACAUUGGGUCUGAUGUCGACACACUCUUCCUAUGCCAGUGCUUCUAUGAGUCCCAGUGUCCUGGACAUUGCAUUUCCCUUCUGGAGAAUCUGGACUACCGUCUUGAUCUGUCUGAACAGAGUCUCGACCUUUACUCUUGCUGUGCUGUGGCCUAUGUGGUCUCUCAGUCGAAGGAGAGGAAAAUAAGUCUGAACCUUGGACGUGUGACGGUAUCAGACCAAGGAAUGAGACGACUGUUUGGAUGCUUUGACAAUGUGCAGUGGUGUGACCCUCUCCCACGGCAGCUGUGGGACAUUUUCCUUCUCAGUGAAAGCUCGAUGGACCACACCUCCCUACUCCAGCUUGAUGGAAAUCAGCUGCACCUUCCAGUUGAGGGCAAACGACGGCUGUUUGAAGGAGCUGUAGAAGUGAUGCAGAAGAUUACUACGAAGGUCAAUGUCUGCCUGUACUGGGACAGGGAGACUCCUGUCAGUCAGAGUCUGUGUGAGUCCCUCCUGGAGGCUUUGCCACACAUCGGCUCACUCAGCUUCAGGAAGACGUUCACACGUCCACGAUUACAGGACGAGGAGAGACGCCAUGGGACACUGGAGAGGGAGGAGAGGAGGCUGUUGUUGGAACUUUUUCUGAAAGCAGCACUUCUUAAAGAAGAACAGUUUCACAGUGUAGUGAAGAUGCUCCUCUCAUUGUUUUCUGUUGACACUGACUUACACAACAUCCAGCUGGAUUUUUAUCAACAUGUCCAGAAUAAGGGAUGUUCAAGUGUCCUUCCAGCAUUACAGUCAGUUUUCCAGUCAGCUCCUUCAGUCUGGGUCAUAGACCUCUCAGAGAGAAAGGCCUCCAUCCUCCUGGAAGUGCUGAAGCUCCAACCACAGAAGAAACAGGUGGAGCUGACAGGCUGGUCCCAUGAAGAGAGUGAAGUGAGGAGUUUCCUGCAGUGUCUGCCUUAUAUCUCACAGCUCAGUUUGUCUCACAGGGUUAAAGUCUCAGAUCAAAGCAGGUUCAUUGGGAAUCUGUUCUGUGCAGCAGCAGAGAGAGAACAACAGACAGGAGAGAAGAUCCUGGAGCUGUUAUCAUCAGUGUGUAGAUACGAAACAUUCCCUCUGACAGACACAGACAUGGAUGAUGAUGAGGAGGAAUAUGAGGAAUAUCAGAGUGAUUUCCUGCUGGAUCUUUUCCUCCAUGUGAAGGACCAUGACACAGAAACAGGUGUGAGUGUCCUUCCAGCAUUACAGUCAGUUUUCCAGUCAGCUCCUUCAGUCUGGGUCAUAGACCUCUCAAAGAGAAAGGCCUCCAUCCUCCUGGAAGUGCUGAAGCUCCAACCACAGAAGAAACAGGUGAAGCUGAGAGGCUGGUCCCAUGAAGAGAGUGAAGUGAGGAGUUUCCUGCAGUGUCUGCCUUAUAUCUCACAGCUCAGUUUGUCUCCCUGGGUUCAAGACUCAGAUCAAAGCAGGUUCAUUGGGAAUCUGUUCUGUGCAGCAGCAGAGAGAGAACAACAGACAGGAGAGAAGAUCCUGGAGCUGUUAUCAUCAGUGUGCAGAUACGAAACAUUCCCUCUGACAGACACAGACAUGUAUGAUGAUGAGGAGGAAUAUGAGGAAUAUCAGAGUGAUUUCCUGCUGGAUCUUUUCCUCCAUGUGAAGGACCAUGACACAGAAACAGGUGUGAGUGUCCUUCCAGCAUUACAGUCAGUUUUCCAGUCAGCUCCUUCAGUCUGGUUCAUAGACCUCUCAGAGAGAAAGGCCUCCAUCCUCCUGGAAGUGCUGAAGCUCCAACCACAGAAGAAACAGGUGAAGCUGAGAGGCUGGUCCCAUGAAGAGAGAGAAGGGAGGAGUUUCCUGCAGUGUCUGCCUUAUAUCUCACAGCUCAGUUUGUCUCCCUGGGUUCAAGACUCAGAUCAAAGCAGGUUCAUUGGGAAUCUGUUCUGUGCAGCAGCAGAGAGAGAACAACAGACAGGAGAGAAGAUCCUGGAGCUGUUAUCAUCAGUGUGCAGAUACGAAACAUUCCCUCUGACAGAGAGAUACAUGAAUGAUGAUAAGGAGGAAUAUCAGAGUGAUUUCCUGCUGGAUCUUUUCCUCCAUGUGAAGGACCAUGACACAGAAACAGGUGUGAGUGUCCUUCCAGCAUUACAGUCAGUUUUCCAGUCAGCUCCUUCAGUCUGGUUCAUAGACCUCUCAAAGAGAAAGGCCUCCAUCCUCCUGGAAGUGCUGAAGCUCCAACCACAGAAGAAACAGGUGAAGCUGAGAGGCUGGUCCCAUGAAGAGAGUGAAGUGAGGAGUUUCCUGCAGUGUCUGCCUUAUAUCUCACAGCUCAGUUUGUCUCCCUGGUUUAAAGUCUCAGAUCAAACCAGGAUCAUUGGGAAUCUGUUCUGUGCAGCAGCAGAGAGAGAACAACAGACAGGAGAGAAGAUCCUGGAGCUGUUAUCAUCAGUGUGCAGAUACAAAACAUUCCCUCUGACAGAGAGAUACAUGAAUGAUGAUAAGGAGGAAUAUCAGAGUGAUUUCCUGCUGGAUCUUUUCCUCCAUGUGAAGGACCAUGAGACAGAAACAGGUGUGAGUGUCCUUCCAGCAUUACAGUCAGUUUUCCAGUCAGCUCCUUCAGUCUGGGUCAUAGACCUCUCAAAGAGAAAGGCCUCCAUCCUCCUGGAAGUGCUGAAGCUCCAACCACAGAAGAAACAGGUGAAGCUGAGAGGCUGGUCCCAUGAAGAGAGUGAAGUGAGGAGUUUCCUGCAGUGUCUGCCUUAUAUCUCACAGCUCAGUUUGUCUCACAGGGUUAAAGUCUCAGAUCAAACCAGGAUCAUUGGGAAUCUGUUCUGUGCAGCAGCAGAGAGAGAACAACAGACAGGAGAGAAGAUCCUGGAGCUGUUAUCAUCAGUGUGUAGAUACGAAACAUUCCCUCUGACAGACACAGACAUGGAUGAUGAUGAGGAGGAAUAUGAGGAAUAUCAGAGUGAUUUCCUGCUGGAUCUUUUCCUCCAUGUGAAGGACCAUGAGACAGAAACAGGUGUGAGUGUCCUUCCAGCAUUACAGUCAGUUUUCCAGUCAGCUCCUUCAGUCUGGGUCAUAGACCUCUCAAAGAGAAAGGCCUCCAUCCUCCUGGAAGUGCUGAAGCUCCAACCACAGAAGAAACAGGUGGAGCUGAGAGGCUGGUCCCAUGAAGAGAGUGAAGUGAGGAGUUUCCUGCAGUGUCUGCCUUAUAUCUCACAGCUCAGCUGUGAUCCAGAGUUCUUCCAGCGGGUGUGUACAUCCAUGAAAUGA
Messenger RNA from Toxotes jaculatrix (banded archerfish), 5156 nucleotides. RefSeq lists its product as uncharacterized. The transcript is spliced from 11 exons. Lineage: Eukaryota; Metazoa; Chordata; Actinopteri; Toxotidae. Gene Ontology annotation, biological process: regulation of apoptotic process. Gene Ontology annotation, molecular function: ATP hydrolysis activity. The coding region runs from base 150 to 5156 and encodes 1668 amino acids. The record is from RefSeq and is a predicted model, not a curated record.